Messenger RNA from Trichoderma virens Gv29-8, 1245 nucleotides. RefSeq lists its product as uncharacterized. Lineage: Eukaryota; Fungi; Ascomycota; Sordariomycetes; Hypocreales; Hypocreaceae. The transcript is spliced from 2 exons. The record is from RefSeq and is a predicted model, not a curated record. Bases 1 to 1245 code for a protein of 414 amino acids.
AUGGCUGCCCCUCGACAGGGAGAAACGAGGCCCCAAGAGGCGGCCUUUGCUGCCCACAGCUCCAGCGAAAACAAUGGGCUUAACCGACGCAGUCGCUUACCCCUGGAUACUGCGGUCGCUCCCGUGCACCAGAACGGCUGCUUUGAGAUCGAUCGUGUCAUCAAGAGCGGCUGUGUCCAGAAGCGGACCCAAAAGACAAAGAACUGGAAGACGGUUUACCUUGUCUUGCGACCGAAUGGCAUCUCCCUCUACAAGGACGACAAGGAGGCCAAGCUCCGUCACCACCUCUACUUAUCAGACCUCUCCGCCGUGGCCAUCCUCAAGGACCCAAAACACAAGCGCAAGAACUUGUUUGGGCUCUUUUCUCCGUCGAGAAACUUUCACUUCGCCGCCCCCACGGCACAGGACGCGCAGGAAUGGGUUGAUUCAAUUCGCAAAACCGCCAGGCUCGACGAGGAAGAGGAAGAAAUGUACAUGGGCAGUCCUGGGGCGCAUAUCUUGUCCCCCGGCGCGACUGACGCUUGGGGACAGCACGUAUACAAUAGUGCCUUCUCAAGCUCUCCCGAAAAUCUAGGCGUGCUCGAUCCGUCGGCGCACAAGUUCAUGGGAUCAAACCGUCGCUUGUCCUACACAUUGGAAUCCUCUGGCUUGUCCGGCAACGAAAUGCUCUCCUACUCUGAUUUCUCCGACACCGAAAUUCCACGAGCACAGGGCGCCUCUUUUGAGAAUCUGGCCGUCCAACUGCCCGCUGAAAUGAGAGCCCAGGGCGUCCAGCCUCGACAGCCCAACCUGCCAGGCCAGCGACCCGAAACAGGCGCCCGCUCAGCGAGCCAAGUCAGUGCCGUGACCGCUGAGCAAGAGUCUGAACGCGUCGUCUGGCAGGGCUCUCUCUGGAUGCAGCGAACCAAGGGCGGCGUUCGCCAGUGGAAGCACAUGUGGGGGGUGUUGCGAGCCCGACAGCUGGUCUUGUACAAGGAUGAGUCAGAAUACUCUGCGCAGUCCAUCAUCGAGGUGUCUGAUGUUGUCAAUGUCGUCGAGAUUGACCCCGUCAGCAAAAGCAAGACGCACUGCCUCCAGAUCAUCACGGAAGAAAAGACAUAUCGUUUCUGCGCGCCUGACGAGGAGUCCUUGGUGCAGUUUCUUGGUGCCUUCAAGAGCCUAUUGGCCAAAAGGCGAGGACUCGAGGCUCGCGCAGCAGCAGCGGCGGCAGCAGCAACAGUCGUCGUCAACCCUCCUCCCUCAUAA